AGAUAUGUUACAUACUCUACCCUGGGGAUGAAUCAGAGGAGGGAAAGAUCCUUCGGUUGAAGCAACAAUAUACCUUAUGCUCGGCUUCUCUCCAAGAUAUUAUUUCUCGAUUUGAGAGGAGAUCAGGUGAUCGUAUUAAGUGGGAAGAGUUUCCUGAAAAAGUUGCUGUGCAGAUGAAUGACACUCACCCUACACUUUGUAUCCCUGAGCUGAUGAGAAUAUUGAUAGAUCUGAAGGGCUUGAAUUGGAAUGAAGCUUGGAAUAUUACUCAAAGAACUGUGGCCUACACAAACCAUACUGUUUUGCCUGAGGCACUGGAGAAAUGGAGUUAUGAAUUGAUGCAGAAACUGCUUCCCAGACAUGUCGAAAUCAUUGAGGCGAUUGACGAGGAGCUGGUACAUGAAAUUGUAUUAAAAUAUGGUUCAAUGGAUCUGAACAAAUUGGAGGAAAAGUUGACUACAAUGAGAAUCUUAGAAAAUUUUGAUCUUCCCAGUUCUGUUGCUGAAUUAUUUAUUAAGCCUGAAAUCUCAGUUGAUGAUGAUACUGAAACAGUAGAAGUCCAUGACAAAGUUGAAGCUUCCGAUAAAGUUGUGACUAAUGAUGAAGAUGACACUGGUAAGAAAACUAGUGUGAAGAUAGAAGCAGCUGCAGAAAAAGACAUUGACAAGAAAACUCCCGUGAGUCCGGAACCAGCUGUUAUACCACCUAAGAAGGUACGCAUGGCCAACUUGUGUGUUGUGGGCGGCCAUGCUGUUAAUGGAGUUGCUGAGAUCCAUAGUGAAAUUGUGAAGGAGGAGGUUUUCAAUGACUUCUAUGAGCUCUGGCCGGAAAAGUUCCAAAACAAAACAAAUGGAGUGACUCCAAGAAGAUGGAUUCGUUUCUGCAAUCCUCCUCUUAGUGCCAUCAUAACUAAGUGGACUGGUACAGAGGAUUGGGUCCUGAAAACUGAAAAGUUGGCAGAAUUGCAGAAGUUUGCUGAUAAUGAAGAUCUUCAAAAUGAGUGGAGGGAAGCAAAAAGGAGCAACAAGAUUAAAGUUGUCUCCUUUCUCAAAGAAAAGACAGGGUAUUCUGUUGUCCCAGAUGCAAUGUUUGAUAUUCAGGUAAAACGCAUUCAUGAGUACAAGCGACAACUGUUAAAUAUCUUCGGCAUCGUUUAUCGGUAUAAGAAGAUGAAAGAAAUGACAGCUGCAGAAAGAAAGACUAACUUCGUUCCUCGAGUAUGCAUAUUUGGGGGAAAAGCUUUUGCCACAUAUGUGCAAGCCAAGAGGAUUGUAAAAUUUAUCACAGAUGUUGGUGCUACUAUAAAUCAUGAUCCAGAAAUCGGUGAUCUGUUGAAGGUAGUCUUUGUGCCAGAUUACAAUGUCAGUGUUGCUGAAUUGCUAAUUCCUGCUAGCGAUCUAUCAGAACAUAUCAG
Solanum tuberosum (potato) is the source of this 1414-nucleotide messenger RNA. Its product is annotated as alpha-1,4 glucan phosphorylase L-1 isozyme, chloroplastic/amyloplastic-like. NCBI's taxonomy places the organism in Eukaryota, Viridiplantae, Streptophyta, Magnoliopsida, Solanales, Solanaceae. Gene Ontology annotation, molecular function: glycogen phosphorylase activity; pyridoxal phosphate binding. The record is from RefSeq and is marked provisional. Gene Ontology annotation, cellular component: cytoplasm. Gene Ontology annotation, biological process: glycogen catabolic process.